CAAACCCAUCGCCACGUCUUCCGCAGCAAACGUUGUGCUUGGGCAGCGCAGCAUCUUCCCGGACCGUCUGUUGUAUACGAGCUGUAGAAGCUUUCUGCUGGUCAAUAUGCGCCUAUCACAUAUCUUAGGCGUCGUCUUGGCCAUAAUCCUGUCUUGCUUCUCCGCCUCCGUCACCAGUUUCAACCUCAACCCCGAAAAGCACCUUCUCUCCUCCGCCCGCACCCUCACCUUCUACGACAAAACACGUGUCAAGUCUCGUCGUCACUUCCCACCCUCCUUUCAACUGGAAUGCAUCGGAGGCGACGCAUGUUCUGUUCACACUCCCGCAGCAAUCCAAUGCCGAAACAUGGGAAGCCAGUUCGGGGAGUCGGACGAGAAUAUUCAGUGGAGUUGUUCGGCGGACCUUCCGGCGACGGUCAAGUUGGGCCGUACGGAUGUGGUGUGUGAGGGGUAUAGUGGCCCGAAGGAUGAGUAUGUGCUGAGAGGGAGUUGUACGUGCGAGUACACGCUCUAUUUGACGGAUGAGGGUAGGAAAGUGUAUGGAAAACGAGGGGGAAUCGGAGGCGUGGGUCAUCCUACCAUCAGUGAAGUGAUUGGGCUCUUAAUAAUAGGGUUCCUCGUAUGGCUUUUCUUCUUCGCACCAAGCUCGCCUGCUGCUGGACGUGAUCAACCUGGUGGCAUACGUCCAGGCUUCGGAGGCGGCGGUCCCGGAGACGACGAUGAUCUUCCACCGCCAUAUGAUCCCCAUCCUAGACCGCCACCCAAGCCUGCGGCUCAGCAACAACAGCAGCAGCAACGGGGAAGUGGAUGGAGCCCAGGAUUCUGGUCUGGGUUAGCCGGAGGCGCCGCGGCUCUGUAUGCCGCAAACCAGGUAAGCCAACGGAAUGCUGAACAAGAAAGGACACGUAGAGGAGGUGGUGGAUGGGGUUCGGGAGGCGGAUGGGGUGGUAGCUCUGAUGGGGAGGGAAGCUCGAGCACGUGGAGCUCAACGGGUUUUGGAGAGACGAGGAGGAGGUGAUGAUACAUGCUACCGUUUGUUGGUCCAUAGCUUAAUCUAACUUUCCAUAUCGUGUCAUCUAUCUUGUAUCCUACAGUUUUUGGUUUGGAAGAAUCUAAGCAACCGUCUCC
This is a messenger RNA of Saitoella complicata NRRL Y-17804, 1128 nucleotides long. Its product is annotated as DUF1183-domain-containing protein. Gene Ontology annotation, biological process: regulation of store-operated calcium entry. Lineage: Eukaryota; Fungi; Ascomycota; Saitoellomycetes; Saitoellales; Saitoellaceae. The record is from RefSeq and is a predicted model, not a curated record. Gene Ontology annotation, cellular component: endoplasmic reticulum membrane. The coding region runs from base 107 to 1018 and encodes 303 amino acids. The transcript has a single exon.